AUGAUGGUGAUCAGAACUCAUUUCCAAGCCACCGUUAUCAGAUCAUCACCUAUUCAAGAAAAAGAAAACACUCUCAAUCUCAGUGCCCAUGCACUUCCACCUUCAUAUCGGUCACUCAUGACAACUGAUGAUUCGAGGAUUCUUGAUUUCUAUGUUGAUGGGUAUCUGCAAGCUUCCUUUAACAAUGAAGGCUCCAUCGAGCAGAAUACAUGCUUAAGCAAAACAGUAGGCGGUAGGUUGAUCGCAUCCACCCUAGUCCAGGAAAGAUCCCAUCUCUCCAACGGAUCAAUGGAUAACCAUAAUCGUGGUUCGGGGCAGAUGAUGGAUGGAACCCAGAUCAAUAUAAAUGUAACUGCACUUGGGGCUAUAAUUUCUUUGGGUCUAAUGUACUUAAAGGUAACUCUUUGGCAGGAAGGAUGA
Messenger RNA from Lactuca saligna, 420 nucleotides. NCBI's taxonomy places the organism in Eukaryota, Viridiplantae, Streptophyta, Magnoliopsida, Asterales, Asteraceae. The record is from the annotation of a GenBank genome assembly.